AUGGGCGGGAGUGCGGGGUCCCUGCUGGGUGGGGAGGCUCACGCUGCCGUCUGGUGUUUUGGGGAGCAAAAGGCAAGUUUGAAUGAACUCCGCACACUUCAUGCCGAUCCAAUUCUGAGGAAUAUAGAGGAGUACAGCCUUGUCAUCCCCACCAGCACCGAUGCAGAGGGCAGGUUCCUAUCCCACUUGGUGUCUGGACCGCCAAAAGCACGCUUCAGGAGAGCUGCGGAGGACUUGCAACGUGAAGCAGCAAAUGAGCAAAUAUUUUACAAUGUCACUGUUUUUGGAAGAGAGUUUCACUUCAGGUUGCGGCCAAACUCCAGGCUUGUGGCCCCUGGAGCAACAGUUGAAUGGCAGGAGGACUCUGACGAGACUCACAUUGAACCUCUCUAUGGGAAUUGCCUCUAUGUUGGGGAUAUCACUGAUUUGCCAAAUGCUUCAGUCGCUAUCAGCAAUUGCGAUGGGCUGGCUGGCAUGAUUCGCACAGACAAGGACGAGUUCUUCAUCGAACCUCUGGAGAAGGGGGCCCAGGAGGAGGAGGAGGGAGAAGGCAGAACGCACGUGGUCUAUCGCAGAGCAGCUGCCAAGAAGCAGCUUCCUACUGAGAAUGCGGAUACACUGUAUAAAGCAGCUAACCUCACUAAUUUGGAUAGUCUCGACAGCGCGUUGAGCUUUAUUGAAGACCGGGUGCAUAGAUCGAGGCAGCGCUAUCGAAGGCAUGCAACGGAGGAUGAUUACAACAUUGAAGUCCUUCUGGGGGUUGAUGACUCAGUUGUUCAAUUCCAUGGGAAAGAACAUGUUCAGAAGUACCUGCUGACCCUGAUGAAUAUUGUUAAUGAAAUUUAUCAUGAUGAGUCCCUGGGUGCUCACAUUAACGUGGUCUUAGUGAGGAUAAUCCUGCUGAGCUACGGCAAGUCUAUGAGUCUGAUAGAGAUUGGGAACCCUUCGCAAAGUCUGGAAAAUGUGUGUCGCUGGGCCUACUUGCAACAGAAACCUGACACUGGGCAUGCAGAAUAUCACGACCAUGCUAUCUUUCUCACAAGGCAGGAUUUUGGUCCAUCUGGCAUGCAAGGCUACGCUCCAGUCACUGGAAUGUGUCAUCCUGUUCGAAGCUGCACUCUCAACCAUGAAGAUGGUUUUUCAUCUGCAUUUGUGGUGGCUCAUGAAACUGGACAUGUUUUAGGCAUGGAGCACGAUGGCCAAGGGAACAGAUGUGGGGAUGAAGUCCGCCUGGGAAGCAUCAUGGCCCCCCUUGUGCAAGCCGCGUUUCAUCGUUUCCACUGGUCUCGUUGCAGCCAGCAAGAGCUGAAUCGAUACCUCCAUUCCUAUGAUUGUCUGCGUGAUGAUCCCUUCGAACAUGACUGGCCUUCCCUUCCACAGCUGCCAGGAAUUCACUACUCCAUGAAUGAGCAGUGCCGUUUUGAUUUUGGUUUGGGCUACAUGAUGUGCACAGCUUUCCGUACGUUUGAUCCCUGUAAGCAGCUGUGGUGUAGCCACCCCGAGAACCCCUACUUCUGCAAAACAAAGAAAGGGCCUCCGCUGGACGGGACCAUGUGUGCACCAGGAAAGCAUUGCUUUAAAGGUCACUGCAUCUGGCUAACACCAGACAUCCUGAAGCAGGAUGGACACUGGGGGGCAUGGAGUAAGUUUGGCUCUUGUUCUCGCACCUGUGGCACCGGGGUGAAGUAUAGGACACGGCAGUGUGACAAUCCGCAUCCUGCCAACGGAGGCCGCACGUGCGUGGGGCCGAGCUACGAGUUCCAGCUGUGCAACACUCAGGACUGUCCUAAGGACUUUGAAGAUUUCAGAGAGGAGCAGUGCCGGCAGUGGGAUCCUUACUUUGAGUACCAGAACACAAAACACCACUGGCUCCCCUAUGAACAUGUUGAUGCUAAGGAAAGGUGCCACCUCUAUUGUGAAUCAAAGGAAACAGGGGAUGUGGUGUAUAUGAAAAGGAUGGUACACGAUGGGACCCGCUGCUCCUACAAAGACGCUUACAGCAUCUGUGUGCGGGGAGACUGCUUGAAAGUUGGGUGUGACAGGGUCAUAGGUUCCACGAAGCAGGAAGAUAAGUGUGGUGUUUGUGGAGGAGAUAAUUCCCACUGCAAAGUGGUGAAAGGAACAUUUUCAAGAAUACCAAAGAAACAAGGGCACAUUAAGAUGUUUGAAAUUCCUGUUGGUGCGAGACAUUUGCUUAUACAGGAAACAGAUGCCACCAGUCAUAAUCUCGCAAUUAAAAAUCGUGAAACGGGGAAAUUCAUUCUAAGCGAAGACAACUAUGUGCCAGACUCUAAAGUAUUUAUUGACAUGGGUGUGGAGUGGGAAUAUCGGAAUGACGAUGAUAGAGAAACCGUGCAGACCAUGGGGCCGCUGCGUAAUGGAAUAGUUAUUCUGGUGAUUCCUCAUGGUGGUGCCAAGGUAUCUUUGACUUACAAGUACAUGAUCCAUGAAGAUUCCUUGAAUGUAGAUAACAACAAUGUUUUGGAAGAGGACUCGGUGUCACAUGAAUGGGCUUUGAAGAAAUGGUCCCAAUGUUCAAAACAUUGUGGAGGAGGCUAUCAAUUCACAAAAUACGGCUGCCGGAGGAAGACAGACCACAAGAUGGUUCAUCGGAGUUACUGCGAGUUGAUCCAAAAGCCUAAGCCCAUUCGCAGGGUGUGCAACCUCCAGGAGUGCUCCCAGCCCAUAUGGGUUACAGGAGAAUGGGAGCCUUGCAGCAAAAGUUGUGGGAAAACAGGAUAUCAAGUACGAUCUGUCCGAUGUAUCCAACCCCUACAUGAUAAUACAAAUCGCUCUGUUCAUACCAAGUACUGCAACAAUGACCGUCCAGAAGGCAGGAGGCCUUGCAACCGGGAGCUUUGCCCAGCACAGUGGAGAAUAGGACCCUGGUCACAGUGCUCUGUCAGCUGUGGCAACGGCACGCAGGAUCGCCCGGUCCUGUGCCGGACCAGGGACAAUGCUAUCGGCCUUUGUAAAGAAAAUAAACCGGAGACCGUAAGGAUUUGCAGACUACCUCCAUGUCCAAGAAACGUUUCUGAUCCUUCAAAGAAAACCUACAUGAUACAAUGGCUGUCAAGACCUGAUCCAGACUACCCCAUCCAGAAAAUAUCUUCAAAAGAUCAUUGUCAAGGAGACAAGUCAAUGUUUUGUCGCAUGGAGGUUCUCUCUCGUUACUGCUCGAUUCCCGGUUACAAUAAGCUGUGUUGCAAGUCCUGUAAUAUGUACAGCAACAUAACAGAGGAUGACAAUGUAACCGAUUCUAACGUAAAUAAGAAUAAUGUCAUUGAGGAGGAGCUCCUGACAACCCUCAGCCCUCCCACGGGAGUGUCCACCACACAGUCUGCCACCAGCCCUCCUCUUGUUUCCAAAACACGUGCACCUCCUUCCAAUGCAACUGAGGAGCACCCAGAAAUCAAUGCGGUGGAUGUUCCCUAUAAAAUCGAUGGGUUGGAUAACGAAGUAUCACAGCACAACAUCAUUACACGGAGGAGGAUACCUUAUGAAAGGACAAGGAAUCAAAGAAUUCAGGAGCUGAUUGCUGAGAAAAGGAAAAAAGAGACUCUUAGGAAAAUAAACUAA
Aptenodytes forsteri (emperor penguin) is the source of this 3579-nucleotide messenger RNA. It is a transcript of the gene ADAMTS2, whose product is annotated as ADAM metallopeptidase with thrombospondin type 1 motif 2. NCBI's taxonomy places the organism in Eukaryota, Metazoa, Chordata, Aves, Sphenisciformes, Spheniscidae. Gene Ontology annotation, biological process: extracellular matrix organization; proteolysis. Gene Ontology annotation, molecular function: zinc ion binding; metalloendopeptidase activity. The transcript is spliced from 22 exons. The record is from RefSeq and is a predicted model, not a curated record. Bases 1 to 3579 code for a protein of 1192 amino acids.